GCUGCCUCGCCCCCUCGCUGGUCCGUUUGUUUACGGGCCUUCGCCGUGCUGGGAAGGCCUUCCAUCUGCUGCCACCAGCAGCAACAGUGACUGCGGCAGUCCCACAGGAGAAGGGCCAGAGGGAGGUGAUGUUAGCGAGGAUUCAAGGACUCAUUUCCCCUUCCCCUCUUACCCUUCCUUCCCUCCUCCCCCGUUUUCUCCCAACCGUUUUGUCCACCCCCCACCCCAACCUCCCCUCCCCCCUCCUUUUUUAG
This is a messenger RNA of Closterium sp. Naga37s-1, 254 nucleotides long. The record is from the annotation of a GenBank genome assembly. NCBI's taxonomy places the organism in Eukaryota, Viridiplantae, Streptophyta, Zygnematophyceae, Desmidiales, Closteriaceae.